Molecule: messenger RNA, 2759 nt
Organism: Passer domesticus (house sparrow)
Lineage: Eukaryota; Metazoa; Chordata; Aves; Passeriformes; Passeridae
Gene: CDK5RAP3
Product: CDK5 regulatory subunit associated protein 3
Biological process (GO): regulation of mitotic cell cycle; regulation of cyclin-dependent protein serine/threonine kinase activity
Cellular component (GO): endomembrane system
Source: RefSeq, a predicted model, not a curated record
AUGGCGGCGGCGGCGCCGGGAGCGGAGAGACGCAGCGGCGGCGCUGGCCCCGCCCCCUGCGCGCGGCACGUACCACCGCGCCCUCCCCCCCGCGCCCGCUCCCGCGGUCUCGCCGCAGCCCGGAACGCGUUUGUGGGAACGCCCGAUCCCCGCGGGCCGAGCCCCCUGGGGUGUCAGGGCCCCCCGAGCGCCCUGGGGUGCUGGGGUGACCCCGCUGUCCCCCCAGCCGAGCUCUCGAGCCUGCUGGGGCGCAGCAUCAGCUACGAGGUGCCGGCGCUGCGGCGGCAGCGGGGCCGCUGGCAGCAGGCGCAGCAGGAGCUGGCGCGGCGCGAGGACGAGUGCCAGCUGCGGGCGGGCGAGCUCCGCGAGCGCUUCCUCAGCUCCUGCCGCCAGUACGGCAUCGCCGGCGAGGACGUGCGCCGGGAGCUGCUGGCCCAGGUGCAGGCGCUGCCGUCGCUGCUGUCCCGCGUCGGGGACGGCGCCAGCGCCCUCGGGGACGCCAUCGAGCUGUACCAGGCCUGCGUGGCCUUCGUGUGUGACAGCCCCGGGGCCGAGGCGCUGCCGCUGCUGCGGCUGGUGGCGGCGCACGGGAACUGCUCGGUGUUCCGGUGGCGCACGGGGCAGGAGCCGCGGCGGCUGGAGCGGCCCGAGCCGCCCGAGGCACCGGAGCCGGCCCGCCAGGACACGAUUGACUGGGGGGAUUUCCCCGCGGAGCCGCCCCAGGCCGGGGACAUCGACUGGGGCAUCACCGUGCAGCCCGGGCCCCAGGGGGACGGUGGCAUCGAUUGGGGUGAUGGAGAGAAGGGACAGGAGGGGACAACAGCAGAGCCCAGCUCCCAGGGGGACGAUGGCAUCGAUUGGGGUGACGGAGAGCAGGGACAGGAGGGGACAAUCACAGCAGAGCCCAGCCCCCAGGGGGACGAUGACAUCGACUGGGGCGACGGAGAGCAGGGACAGGAGGGGACGAUCACGGUGGUGGAGUCUGGAACUGAGGCCCCCGAGGGCGUUGCCCGCGGCUCGGACGCGCUGACCGUGCUGGAGAACCCCGAGACUCGGAACCAGUUCAUCGACGAGCUGAUGGAGCUGGAGCUGUUCCUGGCGCAGCGGCUGCUGGAGCUGGAGGACGAGGCCGACGUGGUGGCCAUGAGCCAGCUGCAGCUGGCGCCGGCCGUGCUGCAGGGCCAGAGCGGCGCGCGGCUGCGGGCGCAGCUGGCCACGGCGCGGGAGCUGCUGGCCCAGCUCUGCUCCCGCAGCGUGCAGCACCUCUGCAUGAUCCUCGCCUCGCCCAGGUACGUGGAGCGGGUGACAGCCCUGCUGCGGCAGCAGCUGCUGCAGGCCGAGCUGCAGCUGGCCAAGAGGGAGGCGCUGGGGCAGCGGCGCCGCCAGGCCCUGGCCGAGCAGGCGGCGCUGGAGCCGCGGCUGCAGCAGCUGCAAGAGAGCACCAGGGAGCUGCAGCGGCUGAUCGAGGCCGACAUCUCCAAGCGCUACGGGGGACGCCCGGUGAACCUGAUGGGCAUCAACCUGUGACACCUGGGGACAUCAAACUGGGACACCUGGGGACAGCGACCUGUGACACCUGGGGACAUCUACCUGGGACACCUGGGGACAGCGACCUGUGACACCUGGGGACAUCAGCCUGGGACACCUGGGGACAUCAAACUGGGACACCUGGGGACAUCAAACUGGGACACCGGGGGCCAUCAAACUGGGACACCUGGGGACAUCGACCUGUGACACCUGGGGACAUCAACCUGGGACACCUGGGGACAUCAGCCUGGGACACCUGGGGACAUCAACCUGGGACACCUGGGGACAUCAAACUGGGACACCUGGGGACAUCGACCUGUGACACCUGGGGACAUCAGCCUGGGACACCUGGGGACAUCGACCUGGGACACCUGGGGACAUCAGCCUGGGACACCUGGGGACAUCAACCUGGGACACCUGGGGACAUCAGCCUGGGACACCUGGGGACAUCGACCUGGGACACCUGGGGACAUCAGCCUGGGACACCUGGGGACAUCGACCUGUGACACCCAGGGACAUCAGCCUGGGACACCUGGGGACAUCGACCUGUGACACCUGGGGACAUCAAACUGGGACACCUGGGGACAGUGACCUGUGACACCUGGGGACAUCAAACUGGGACACCUGGGAACAUUGACCUGUGACACCUGGGGACAUCAAACUGGGACACCUGGGGACAGCGACCUGUGACACCUGGGGACAUCAAACUGGGACACCUGGGGACAUCGACCUGGGACACCUGGGGACAUCAGCCUGGGACACCUGGGGACAUCAACCUGUGACACCUGGGGACAUUGACCUGUGACACCUGGGGACAGCGACCUGUGACACCUGGGGACAUCAAACUGGGACACCUGGGGACAUUGACCUGUGACACCUGGGGACAUCAGCCUGGGACACCUGGGGACAUCAAACUGGGACACCUGGGGACAUCAAACUGGGACACCUGGGGACAUCGACCUGUGACACCUGGGGACAUCAAACUGGGACACCUGGGGACAUUGAGCUGUGACACCGGGGACAUCAGCCUGGGACACCUGGGGACAUCAGCCUGGGACACCUGGGGACAUUGACCUGUGACACCUGGGGACAGCGAGCUGUGACCCCUAAAGGACAUCAGCCUGUGACACCCAGGGGACACGGGGGGUCCCCAGCGGGUCCCGCCCCCCCAGCCCCCCCGGGGGUGCUGCGGGCUUUGGGGGUGUCAGUGAAUAAACCCGAAUUUUGUGUCA